GCGUCCAGAGAGCUGCGUGAACGGUGCGGGGCGAGCGGGCAGGCGCUCCAGCCUCGGCUGCGGCGAGUUACACCGUUUCCAAUCUGUCCGCGUCCGCCGCCGCCGGAGCCGGAGCCAGGAUGUUCAGGAUGCUGAGCAGCGGUUUUGAGGAUGAUCCCUUCUUCUCUGAUUCUUUUCAUGCUCACCGAGAAAGUAUGCGACAGAUGAUGAGAAGUUUUUCUGAACCUUUUGGAAGAGACUUGCUUAGCAUCUCCGAUGGCAGAAGAAGAGCUCGCAGUCGUACAGGACAUGAUGAUGAUGGGGAAAAUCACCUGACUGCAAGGAGUUCUCUUCUGCCUUUUGGCAGUUUUGGUGCUAUGCGUACGGAUGUCAACCCUUUUCAGGCCAUGGACCGAAUGAUGUUAAAUAUGCGAAACAGUAUGCAGGAAUUACAAAGAAACUUUGAUCACCUUUCAAUGGAUCCAAAUGGACAUUCGUUUACUUCUUCCUCAGUUAUGACUUAUUCCAAAGUAGGAGAUGAACCACCAAAGGUUUUCCAGGCCUCAACUCAGACCCGUCGGGCUCCAGGGGGAAUAAAGGAAACUAGAAAGGCAUUGAGAGACUCUGACAGUGGACUAGAAAAAAUGGCUAUUGGCCAUCAUCUCCAUGACCGAGCUCAUGUCAUUAAAAAAUCAAAGAACAACAAGACUGGAGAUGAAGAGGUUAACCAGGAGUUCAUCAAUAUGAAUGAAAGUGAUGCUCAUGCUUUUGAUGACGAGUGGCAAAAUGAGGUUUUAAAGUACAAACCAGGGGGACAGUGGCGCAAUCUAGAAAACAGCAGGAUGCGCGGUGUUGGACAUGAGAAUUCAGGAUUCCGAGAACUUAAAAGAAGGGAGAGACCUCAUCAAAGUCCCGCCAUUGAACAUGGAAGAAGAUCAAAUGCUUUUGUGGACAAACUCAACAUCAAAGGCUCACCUGUGAAAAUCAACAAAAAAUAAAUAGCCUUGCGUUUGAAGUGUUUAGUUUGGGUUGUUUUAACAGAGAAAAUAAUGGUGCUGGGGAAUACACAUAAGACCAAUCUCUUGUUGUUAAAUCAAUACUGUACUUCGCAGCUUUCUUCUGAUAUCUCGAUGUAAUGGAAGUGCUAGCUUUAUGAUUGUCCUACUGGAAGAAUAAAACUUUGAUUUUCAAUGACACAGCCAAUUUGUCAAACAUUCUGUAAAACUCUUUAAAACACCGUGGUUCUUAAAGUCCACAGGCUUGGUUUUGCUUUCCCAGUUAUUUUCCGAUUGGCUAGGUAUUCUUUGAUACAAGACUGAAUGAGGAACUAGUUUUAUAUAAUUAGUUAUGAGAAAGUUAAAUUGUUAAAAGGUGGUCUUGACUUUCACUAACACUACACUAGAGUCAUGUUAAUAAAGGUUAAAAUUAUUUAGCUCAAAAUUUAUGUGUUGUAAAGCCAGUCAGCUUAAAGAGUUAUUUAAAAGGUAAAGCAAAACUAUACUAGUACUGUCUUAUGAGAAAUUAGUUAUUAUUUUGAUAAAGAAAAUGAACAAUCAAAUAGUUUGUUUUUAAAGAAAUAUUUUCAAUUAUAAUUUUCAUGAAUUUCCUUCUUGUAGUUUUUUAUAUAGUAUUUUGUGUUCUAUAUUCUUAACAUGUAUUAGACUUUACAUUGACCUUUCUGUGUAACUCCUUAAGGUAGGCAUUUCUAUUCUUCUUUCUUACAAACAGCUUAAUCUGUCUCUUCUGUUAACACCCUAACGUUAGUGUCCUUGAAGAGACUCUGCUCAGCCUUCCUGUGACAUUUAGAAAAAUGCAUUUGGUAUUCUGCAAACCUAAAUGAUUGAUUGUCUCAAAAUUUCUUAAGACAGGUGAUGUGUGUGUUUGAGCAAGGUAUUUAAUAAUUCAGUUGUUCCCUUUUUAAUUAUACCAUUUACAAAUUCAGCUCUAGCAUUUUUAUUCUAGAAUUCAAACAUUAAUUUGUUUUUUAUAAAAGUUAGGUUUGAACUUUAUUAGAAUCUAAAACUUUAUCCCUUAUGUCUUUGUUGUGUCAAGGGGAAAAAUAAAACAGAAAAUCCACUAUUGCUCUACA
Messenger RNA from Phyllostomus discolor (pale spear-nosed bat), 2068 nucleotides. It is a transcript of the gene MLF1, whose product is annotated as myeloid leukemia factor 1. Gene Ontology annotation, cellular component: nucleus; cytoplasm. The coding region runs from base 120 to 977 and encodes 285 amino acids. Lineage: Eukaryota; Metazoa; Chordata; Mammalia; Chiroptera; Phyllostomidae. The transcript has 8 exons. Gene Ontology annotation, biological process: regulation of DNA-templated transcription. The record is from RefSeq and is a predicted model, not a curated record.